GAAGACCAGACAGCUGCAGGUACAAGCCUGCCAGCACAGUAUUGCCGGCAAGACUGCAGACCGUUGGAGGAUUAACUCUGCAUCUGCAGUGCAGCCACCAACGACCGCGACUCGAUACUGAUCACUAUUCGCCUGCCCGCUCAUAUCAAUGUACGCUCCAUUCAACAAGCAUUAUCCCAGUAUCUGAUCGUUCAUACGUUCAGUAUACUGCCAAAGAUAAUGAGCUCAGCUGCGACACCUGCCAUAUACAACGACGAACUUUCAAGGUCCAAUCCAACGUUGUCCUCCGGGUAUACGAUCAAGAAGUCUGCUCCAAUCUCGAUUCGAACAUCGAAAAAUGCGCAUUUAAAGCGGAAAUCGAAGAGUCCAGAUCGACAUCCUUCAGCGUACGUCCGGGGCGGGAGGGAUCAUUCCGAAACUCGACUUGCGCAGCUCAGUCCCAAUCUCAAUAUCAAUCGCUGGUCUCAUUCCACUUCUUCCAGUGUAUCGGCAAUAGAUACGGAGGCAGUCCGCGUGAAGGCCAACACAUCCCGACGAAUGAGUGCUGGACCGUCCCUGAUCCCGCCGGUCUCGAGCAGUCGAGGCCAAAGAGUUUCACAGUCCUUCAUGGUUCCCAGAUCCAUCAGUCAAAGUCCGCAUCGCCUGCGGGACCCCACCCGCCUUCAGGUUGAUCGCAAUCAUACCUCACGAGAUGUAAGUCCUGGCGGGGUCUCGCCGCUGACACCCACCUCAAUGUUCAACCCUGCUGCAAGUGAACACUUCGGCGAGUGGCAGGCCCGGAAGAUCGGCAAAGCCGGAGAGCCUGUUACAAUGUCGGUACAUUACAUGAGAACCACUGAAUCGGGUAAUCUCAGGCCUACCGACAAUAUCGCAUCACAACAUAUCUCACAGAAUAUGCGUCCCAGCACUCGAGAGGGAAGACCAGAGUCGGUGGCUCCAGUCGAGGCGACAGACUCUGCAGCAGCCAGCAUACCCGGCCAGGGGAGGAGUCACCGGAGCCCAGCGCAGAAAACCAUAUUGUCGAAAGCACUUGCAAAGGCGAACAAUGCUGUCCUUCUGGACAAUGCACAAAACAUAGAAGGUGCUAUAGAGGCCUAUGCUGAGGCCUGUGAUCUUUUACAACAAGUCAUGGUCCGCAGCUCCGAUAUGGACGAUAGAAAGAAAUUGUCCGCCAUCAAGAGCACAUAUUCGAACAGGAUAGCGGAACUUCAUGACCUGGAUGAUACCUUUUCUGGGUUGAUGGAAAAAGAGCUUCCGGAAGAUCCUCCCUUCGACGAAACUAAUCAGUCAUUCUUCACAGGUGAUGGCCUGGAACCCGAUACGACCCUCAUACUGGAGUCGGUUCAGAUUCCUCCUCGGCAGGAAUCAUUAUUACCUGAGAUCUUUGGUGGAGAGACAUACAUCAACAACUCCUCCAACCACAAGAGUAUACGUAUACCCAGUCUGGCUAUUCCGAUGGACACACAGUACAUGCCCCCUCCGCUCUCACCUAAGAGACCCCUAUCUGCCGCUUCUGAAAGGGACACCGACACGCCAUUAGCUCCCAUGCGUCCUAAUGAUGUGGUUAAUAACAUCAUGAAUGCCCGGGAAGAAGGUACUACAGAGUCCACUUCGUGGUUGGAUACUGUCGAAGAUGGUGAAAUUUCGUCCAGAUCUUCAAGACUAUCGUCGAUUGACCUUGGAAUACACCAUACCGAGAAUCUGGUCGAUAAUAUUGAGGCAGAGUUCGACGCUGCUCUGGAUGCUGCUGUUGAUGCAGCCUAUAACGACGACGCGGCUCCCGAAGAUUCGACACCCAAGCCGGACAGAAAUGCACAAGAUGUGUUCAACAUAAAUAUGCCAGCAUUCCAAUCGAUUCUGUCAGGGCAUGCUCCGCUUGAGGCUGACUCCGGCCUUACCCGAGAGUACGAUGAUGGCGAUUCCUCUGACGAAGAGGAGCGGAUGCUCGAGGAAAUGACCAAAGGUUACUCUUUCGAUGAUUUCUCCUUCGACAACAAAUCCAAGUCUGCUCUACCUCGGCAGUCAGACUCGAGCACUUUCUCCGGACAGACUUGGGCAAGCUCUGUGCCGUCAACAACAGCGACAACUAUUACGGCUCUGAGCACGCUAAGAGAGUCCCAGGAGCCAGCACUCGAGCAAUCACCGCGACCUCUUCCCCCUGCGAAAGAUUCUCCAAGGACAUCACCUCCUAAAGCACCACUUCCCCUCCCGCCUACGUUACCUGUGCCUCAGUCUGGCAGCAGACCCAAUAGUUUCGAUCGGUAUGGUGGACUCGGCAUCCGGGAGAGAAGAUUUUCCGGCAGGAGCGGUGAACAACUCAGGGUCGAGACCUUCGCUAGACGAAAUUCAUCAACACUAUCAGGCAAACCCCUUCUACAAACACCAGCUGCCUCGCAGGCGUCGGGUCCUUCUGCGCAGAAUGUUCCUCGUACGGCGCCACUAGAGAACACACCGUCGUUACUGGCUGGAGGCGAACCUCCCUCAAUGGCGACUGUCCCGUCAAUGGAAUCGUUCCAAAGUGAGUCUCCAUCAACACCUGCUCUAACUCAAGGCGGCUCUCAGGGGAGCAUCGAUGAAUCCAUGAUACCGCCUUCCCCUGCGCGAUUUGGGAAGAUGGUUUCGCCGCAGGGAGGAAUCAAGAACAAUUCGUCUUCCUCAAGUCUAAGGCCGAGAAAUUUGUCGGUUGCGACUAUCGAAAUGAGCAAUGAGUCUCCCGUGACGCCCAUCAGCGGGAACCUUGGUGGUGAGGCGAGUAAGGUCCCGCCACCGCAUCCUCUUUCAGCCUUGCCCACCCCAUCGGCAGCAGCUUUUGGGCCGACUUUGCUUCAAGCUGGCGGCAUGUACCUGUUCGAUGAUCAUACCGGUGUCCCUGGUUCUCCAACAACUCCGCGGAACCCGAGCGCUUCGUUAGAUCCACCGCAGCCCCUCGAACCCUGUCCGGAAUCAUUUUUCCUACGACCCUUCUGGCUGAUGCGCUGUCUAUAUCAGACUUUGGCACAUCCGCGAGGUGGCUACCUGACGACAAACCUGUUUAUUCCGCGCGAUAUCUGGCGGGUGAGGAAUGUCAAACUCAAGGCUCUCGAAGACAAGGUUUCGCAAUGUGAUCUCUUGACUGCUGCCCUGCAGAAAUUGGCGAAGGUCGAUACAUUCGAUGCAGAUGCAAUGCUCGAGGAAUUGCAAUGUUUCGAGACUGUUUUGGACCAGGUUCGGGUGACGUUGCUGAAGAAAAUCGGCAGUGAUGUGGGAUUCGGCGGCUCUUCAAAUCUCUUCAAGCCGAACAAAGAAGAUGAAGGAGCGGGCAAGACGAAUACCACGACUGGCAAAGGCUUCGCUUCCAGCUGGCGAAAAUUGAGAUCAAAGUCAAGCGCGCCUGCGAUGGGAAACCCCAUAGGUCCGAAAGAUGCGGCUGCGUCUGGGUUGACCAUCCCUUCGUUGCCGAUGACCUCGUCGUCUUCAAUCCAGUCAUCUCGAUCGCUGCACAGUCGCAAAAUGUUACCACCACCAACCCCAACCGCCAUGCCUAAUAUACAAACCAUUCACGCCACUUACAUGUCGAGUCUCGCCCGCCUUUUUGGUGCCGCCCAAGUGUUGGACGCGAUCGCAAGGCAGGUCGAAGAUCCAGGCCUGAAAUGCAGCAACAAAACCCAAGUUGGGUUGGAACUGGGAGUUAAGAACGCAGCGGAAUUUUUUGCCUUUUACAUCAUCCGGUUUGUGAUGGCCGAUCUGAUGCUGAUGGUCGACAAGUUUUUGAAACGGGGGACAGAAUGGGUCCUUACUUGAAUGUGUCUUACGAGACAAAAUCUGAUGCCUUUACUAUUUUGCAUUCACUAGGAGUUGUUUUUCUUAUGAUACCAAUCAUCGGCCAUUGCUGCGUCGCUCUGUGUUGAGAAGAGCAGGACUUUAUAUUUGUCAUGCGCGGCGUACAGGCGAGGUACGGGUGUAUAUAGAUCUGCAUCCAUGGGUGGCUAUGUAGCUGAG
Molecule: messenger RNA, 3978 nt
Organism: Exophiala viscosa
Lineage: Eukaryota; Fungi; Ascomycota; Eurotiomycetes; Chaetothyriales; Herpotrichiellaceae
Exons: 1
Coding region: 220-3780 (1186 amino acids)
Source: RefSeq, a predicted model, not a curated record